GCAACUAUUUUGAUGUCAGCUUAAACUGGCGACACCCUAAGACAUAACCUCAAGUUUUUCUUUGAUCAUGGCGUUUUUACAAGACAUUAAAGAACUUUUUCGUCCAUAUUACUUAGUAAACUGCAUUUUAAGUAUUUCCUUUCUUGUAUUAAAAACUGUAUCUCCCAUGUGUAUGUACUUAUUUCCAGUGGGUGAAUCUCAAUGUGAACUGGACAUGAAACAAUCUGAAAUCAUGUUUUUCCUUCUCUUCGUGAUUGUGAUGAGAGCAAGAAAGACUGGAUCUGUAACAAUGUUAGCUUAUCUCUCGACAGGUUUCAUGUACUGCAAAGUGGCUAGUUUAAUACUAUGGUUCAAUGCUGAUCCUAGAUAUGGUUUGGUAUUUUUGGUGUUAUUUGUUUUGCAAGCAAUCCUGUUUCCAGAACCUUCUUACACUGGUCCAGAAAAAGUUGUGUACUUUAGAGGAACAACUUUGGAAGAGGAGCUUAACAGAGAUAAGAGAGUUGUGUGGAUUGUUACAUUCUACACUGUCUGGAGUCCAAGCUGUGUUAAUUUUGCAUCAAUUUUCUCUAAAUUAUCAGCAGAAUAUACACUGGAUAACUUGAAAUUCGGUAAAGUUGACGUGGGACGAUUUCCUGAAUUAGCAAAAAAGUAUUACAUCAACGACACGUCGUUUAGUCGUCAGCUACCUACCAUCAUUGUGUUCAAGAAUGGUGAAGAAUAUGAUCGGAGACCAGCUAUCGAUAGCAAAGGGCAGUUACAAAAAUUCAUCUUUAAUGAAGACAAUGUUAAAGUUCAACUAGAUUUCAACAAUAUUUAUAAUGAAUGCAAGAAAAACCCAAUCAAGGAGAAAAAAGAAAAGCGCGUGAAGGCAGAGUAGAGAUUAUUCUUCCCGUAGUUAUUUUUAGGUGUGUUUUUAAUAAAAAUGAGAUGAAUGAUUUUUAA
Molecule: messenger RNA, 942 nt
Organism: Daphnia carinata
Lineage: Eukaryota; Metazoa; Arthropoda; Branchiopoda; Diplostraca; Daphniidae
Product: thioredoxin-related transmembrane protein 2 homolog
Exons: 5
Coding region: 68-877 (269 amino acids)
Cellular component (GO): cytoplasm
Molecular function (GO): oxidoreductase activity, acting on a sulfur group of donors, disulfide as acceptor
Source: RefSeq, a predicted model, not a curated record